Paracoccidioides brasiliensis Pb18 is the source of this 456-nucleotide messenger RNA. RefSeq lists its product as uncharacterized. The record is from RefSeq and is a predicted model, not a curated record. Gene Ontology annotation, cellular component: mitochondrial large ribosomal subunit. Bases 1 to 456 code for a protein of 151 amino acids. The transcript has 3 exons. Gene Ontology annotation, molecular function: structural constituent of ribosome.
AUGUUCAAACCCACUUCUCCCCUCAUGGGGGGCCUCCUCUGGAAAAUCCCGUGGCGUCUUUCCGCCCCACAGAAGGCCCGCCAGCGCAAACGGCUUCGGGCAGUCGACAAGGUGGUCGACACCGUCAGCGCCGCGCUGGAGCGCAAGGGCAUGACCAGCAAGGCCGUGACGAGGUGGUUUGCUGAGAUGCCGCGCGAGGAGGAAAUGUUGCCCAAGGACAAGUAUACGAUUUUCGACCGGAAGGAGAAGAAGUAUCGGAAGGGGAUACAUAGUAUGUUUUUCCUUUUUCCUAGCUCCCCAAAUGGACCCGAGUCAGCCAACGAGUCAAUCCCCCCGGAUUCUGAACGCCCAAUUCCAUCCCUUCCACGCAUUACCCCGUUUCUCCACUCGAUGUGCAUGUAUACUGCCAUACACAUUAUGACAGGCACACACCCAGCAGAUCCUACUACCGGCUGA